Messenger RNA from Rattus rattus (black rat), 4937 nucleotides. It is a transcript of the gene Prkab2, whose product is annotated as protein kinase AMP-activated non-catalytic subunit beta 2. Gene Ontology annotation, biological process: signal transduction. Gene Ontology annotation, cellular component: nucleotide-activated protein kinase complex; cytoplasm; nucleus. The coding region runs from base 159 to 974 and encodes 271 amino acids. The transcript is spliced from 8 exons. Gene Ontology annotation, molecular function: protein kinase binding. The record is from RefSeq and is a predicted model, not a curated record. Lineage: Eukaryota; Metazoa; Chordata; Mammalia; Rodentia; Muridae.
GUAGCCAUUUUAGGAGGAAACCCGGUUUGCUGGCUUGGGGCGCGGCUUCAAUUUCAAUAACUUUAUUGGUCUCCUUGUACGCCGAACAGCCGGCGUGCGUGUAGCCACGCGAGCCCGGAGCGCAUCGCCAGAGGUUGCCCCCGACUCGAGCUGCAGCCAUGGGAAACACCACCAGUGAGCGGGUGUCCGGGGAGCGCCACGGUGCCAAGGCUGCUCGAGCUGAGGGUGGCGGCCAUGGCCCCGGCAAGGAGCACAAGAUCAUGGUGGGAAGCACCGACGACCCCAGCGUCUUCAGCCUGCCCGACUCCAAGCUCCCUGGGGACAAAGAGUUUGUACCCUGGCAGCAGGAUUUGGAUGAUUCUGUGAAGCCCACCCAGCAGGCCCGGCCAACCGUUAUCCGCUGGUCUGAAGGGGGCAAGGAGGUCUUCAUCUCUGGGUCUUUCAACAAUUGGAGCACCAAGAUCCCUCUGAUUAAGAGUCAUAAUGACUUUGUUGCCAUCCUCGAUCUUCCGGAGGGAGAGCACCAGUACAAGUUCUUUGUGGAUGGACAGUGGGUUCAUGAUCCAUCAGAGCCUGUGGUUACCAGUCAGCUUGGCACAAUUAAUAAUUUAAUCCAUGUCAAGAAAUCUGAUUUUGAAGUAUUCGAUGCUUUAAAGUUAGAUUCUAUGGAAAGCUCCGAGACAUCAUGUCGAGACCUGUCCAGCUCACCCCCAGGGCCUUAUGGUCAAGAAAUGUAUGUGUUUCGAUCUGAGGAGAGAUUCAAAUCCCCACCCAUCCUGCCCCCUCACCUCCUCCAAGUUAUUCUUAACAAGGACACUAAUAUUUCAUGUGACCCAGCCUUACUUCCUGAGCCCAAUCAUGUUAUGCUGAACCAUCUCUAUGCGCUGUCCAUUAAGGACAGUGUGAUGGUCCUCAGUGCAACCCAUCGCUACAAGAAGAAGUACGUCACCACGCUGCUGUAUAAGCCCAUCUGAAGGAGAUAUCACUCCUUCCUCCAAGGAUUCUGGAGAAGCAUCUCCCUUGCCUUUGAACUGAGCUGGCCUCCUCUGAGGCUGGCAGGCUGUUUGUUUUGAGGCUGAUGUGUGUGUCAGAGCCUCUGGUAGGAGCUCUGCUUUGCCUUUGAUUGCAGACGAGAGCUUUAUGAGUUCAUGGAGUUUAUUUUAAGAAACACAAAACCAUAUAUAUGCAUAUGAGAGGAAGGUUACCAGAAGCCUCCUGGCCCAGCUGUCCACUCUCUCUGUCUGUGGGUAGUUGCCAGGGCCUGACUGGGAAGCCUUGGCUGCAGGAAUGGGUGUACCAGAAGCUUCUUUUUCUAAAGUGAGAGAAUAGCAAACUCUUAGGAUCCUUGUUGGGCAGAGGUCCUGGACCACUGGUGUCCAAGGGUCAGAGUGUGCCAGGCCACUGCCCUACUUAGAGCCGCCUCGUGCGGGCGGCUUUCCUUGCAUGGGUUGAUUCUGUAUCCCACACUGUGUGACACAGUCCACCGUGGUUUAUAUGGCACUAGUUGCUCCACAAGAACCCUCCUCAUUUUAUGUACCCUGUGGAAUGACUUCCCUCAAAUCUCAUACAUGACCCAGAAUGCAAAACUCACUGGGCGAGGAACCCUUUUGAAGAGUUUGUGGGAUGAGCCUCACCUUAGAGCCUGAGGUGCCAGGGUCUCCUUUUUAGCUCAGUGAAGGCCUAACCCAGUGUGCUGCAGUUUACUUUAACAUCUAGAGAAAAGAAAUGCACACCGUGGUGUCUCGGUUGGUCCUGUGUAUUGGCUGUGCGGGCCUGUGUAUUGGCUGUGCGGGCCUGUCUCCGGUUUUCUUUAUCAGAGCACUCAGCUUGUAGGCAGCCUUGCACUUAGGGAAACCUUCCAUAUCUUUCAUCCCUGAAAGUUUUUUUAUGUGCCUACAUUUUUCUUUAAUUAAAAAAAAAAAGCAUAUCCAUCCAUUUUAAUGGGCUAUUAAAGAACCUUGGGCCUUGACAGAUGGUUCUUAAGAUUUUCUUCUCUAGUCUAGGCAGCUCUCCAGCCUUGGGUUAAUGUGGCCAGCCGUGUGCACCUCGCUGUCCAAGCACAGCUCUAGACACAAGUCCGUGCAGGCUCACUGGAUGCUCACGCUGGACUUCCCUACCUUUAAAGACGUGUAAGGCAAGGGACACUGCCCUGGCUAGUUAACCAUGGGGUAGGGUAGGGUACUGCUCUUUACACCAAAUAUUAACCAAGUUUUUUUUUCUUUUGCCUCUUCCUUUUAAAUGUGUCUGAUGAGGGAGUGGGGUCACUGAUAACCACUGAAUGAGAAGUAUUCCAACCUACUCAGGAGUCAAAGAGAAUAUGUUUCCAAGUAUCUCGACACUUCCAUUUGACAGAUAAAUGCAAGUCAAACAUCAAGCACUGUUUGUGGUCGAGAGACUUCGUGUCUCCUGAGACGAGCCAGUCACGUUUGAAAGAGACCUUCCGGUCAGUUCAGCUACCUCCUGACUUUCCCACACGUUGGUGAAACAGCAAUGCCACAGUAGCAGUAGAAGGGAGGGGAAAGCUGUGAGACCUCUGUGAGCACAAGCGUGGAUAGGAAGACGGGGAUGUUUCGCAGGGAAUAGUAGAGAAGUAAAUGAGUCCUGGGAGUAAGUGCUGCCUCAGCCAUCGAGAGCCACCUCAUUUCUGUGGAGAACCCUCGUGGUCCAGUCAGCUUUCUGAAUAGUGUGCCAUUUUGAAAACCAAAGUCUCAUUUUGGUUUUUAAUCAACUUAAGACUCUUCAGUCAUACUGGGAGGUUUUAUUUAUUUAUUUAUUUUCUGUUUUUUCUCAGUGCUGAUUUAGAAAUAGGCCACCUAGGAGGGUUCAAAGUCUUGAUUGUUUCACAGGGGGAUUGUCUAUCUGUACUUCCUGUUAACAGUGGGAGCUGGGGUGGUCUGUGUGUUUGUGUAUUCAGUUUCACUCCACAGUCGCAGCAGUAGAAGGGAGGGGAACGCUGUCUCCCAGGCUGAUAGAGGGAUCGGUGCUGGUAACCUUCAGAUCCUUCUCUGGAAAUGAAGGAGACAGAAGGGCUCAACAGUGCUGUCCCUGCCCUGGCCCCGACCCUGACCCUGGGGAGCUCUGCCCCUGUCACCAGGAAACACUUGUGAAGGGGCAGAGGGGGUUACUGCUUUUGUCUUAGUUACUUUAAGGGACAGUUUGUUUUCUACAGUAAAAAGUUGGGUUCAGAAUUCAGAAAUAAAUGAAGGCAAAACAUUUUUCUUUUCCUGCCUAUGGGAAUUUUGCAGGGUCGCUUGGUAGAGUAAACCAGCCUGUAGUGUAGAGCAAUGGCUCUGAGGAAAGGAAAGCAGUGAAUGGGCCAAAGGGUGAUAGCAAGAAACUGGAGGGUCAGGUAGCUCGGCGCUGGAAAUUUCCUCUUCAAGAGUUCAAGCAGACAGGACCUGGAUCCUUGGAUUUUAUUUAUUGUACAAAAAACUUAGCAGCCCAGAAACUGUUGUCUUUGUCCUGUUGCCCUAUUCUCUAUUUUUCCUCUGCAUUCUGUUUGACUUCCCUUAUCAGUAUGACAGGUUCACCAGGGUCUCAAGGUGGACGUGACCUAGACAGUGAAGAGCUGUCGCGCCAUGGUUAUUAAUGCCCUGUCAACCUAGACCUGAGUAGGAAUUAGCCAAUGUAGGCCACACCCCUGAGGGCACAGCUAGCUUCAAGAGCCCUGGCCUCUUGGGUCUGAAGUAGAAAGGAAGAUUCCCCGUUUCUAAGAGGAGCCGUGUCCCACCCACCCCUGUAGGUUCUGGUUUCUUGCAGACCUGGUGGACCUUACGUAAACCUUUUGAAAAGUGUCACUGUUACAUGCAUGCUGCUAGAGUGAUGUGACGUGAAAGUGGGAAACAGGGCUUUUAAAUGUUUGACCUCAAAACAAUAUGCAAUAGUCCCUGUAUGUGUGGGUGUGUAUGUGCACGUGCACAUGUGUGUAUGUGAUAUUCACUCUGUCCUCAGAGAUACUUUGUCCUCGUAUUCUUGUGACUUGGGGCUUAAGAGCAGAUAAAUACUUUGUUCAUGUGUCAUAACUAAUCCUCAAAGCCACGUUCUUGCUGUCUUCUGUCUGCUGCAGACUCCAGUUACUCAUGAAUAUGAGACCUGGAAGAAGGAAGGGUCUUUCAGGACUCUGGGUCAGGAAUCUGUCUGACCUUAAGUGACAGUCACAACUGGAGAUUGAAGGACUGAUUUCUGCAGUGAACACAAGUGUUUGGAGUAAAAAAGCCAAUUAUUUUUUUCAAUUAUAGGAAAGGGAAAAAAAAAAAUCACAAGUCUCUUGUAGGAUCCACUGCCUCUGGGAUUUUAAAGUGGAUCUGUCUCCGCUCGAUUUCUUCUCACCAUUGCUUUGAAGUAGCAAGCUACAUUCAAAAUAAACAUGUUUGUACUUCCAACAUUAGGUGGACUUGACUUGAAUUAAGUGUGGCACAGAACAUUUGCAGUAAGUUUGAUGUGAAAUACUAAAUAUUAGGGAUUUGUAGGUGUCGGACUACAUAGUCAAGCGACACCUAGAGUAAGUGUUAUGGCAGGGGUUGGCCAUCUUGGAUUCCUCUCUGUAGAGCACCUUCUCCAGCGUUUUAGGACAGCCAGACAUCAGCAUCAGUUUGUCCUAAAUUCUGUGCUGGGUGGCCUAUAUGAGGCGAAUUUGGAUUUGGUGGGUAUUGGUUGUUUACACUGUAGCACUUUGAGUUUGUCAUUUGGCAGGGGUGACUUAAUUUGAAGGCAGUUAAGUAAGUGUGAGUCUCUUACAUGGUGCUGUUUGUGACCUUUGAUGGCGGCGUGCAGAGCUGCUUCACUGAUUCACAACCGGACACAAGUCAAGACUUUAAAGCUUCUCUCCACGCGUGACUCACCACCAGACUCUGCCUGAAAACUGUAUAAUGUAACACACAAAAAUGUGGGUUUGUUUUUCCAUAAAACUUUAAUAAAAGCAUCAUGCAGCAAUAAAA